This is a messenger RNA of Camponotus floridanus (Florida carpenter ant), 1928 nucleotides long. RefSeq names its product histone H4 transcription factor (gene Hinfp). The record is from RefSeq and is a predicted model, not a curated record. The coding region runs from base 241 to 1893 and encodes 550 amino acids. Gene Ontology annotation, biological process: regulation of transcription by RNA polymerase II. Gene Ontology annotation, cellular component: nucleus. NCBI's taxonomy places the organism in Eukaryota, Metazoa, Arthropoda, Insecta, Hymenoptera, Formicidae. The transcript is spliced from 6 exons.
CACGUCAGUUCGCGCCGUCCACCAAAAAAAUCCACGGGCGAGACAUUCGCGGGAGAACAUCGGAUGGGCUCGAGAAGCACGCUCACAGAGAAAUACUGCUUAUCUACGAUGAUAGAUGUUAAUGCGGGACGAUAAGGGAGCAACAAAUAACGAGGCAACUGUAGCAGCACAUGGUGACUAUGCACGGUGAGACAUUUAAGUGAGAUAUAAUACAUUAUUUAUUACGAUUAUUUAUACGUAAUGGCGGACCUACCGAAAAAGUUGAUGACGAGCAAGAUACUAGAUAGAUGCAGCAAGUGGGUAGAAUCACAGCAGGAUUAUCCUUACUUGGAAGAAGAUACUGCCAAGCGAAAAUUGGAGGAGUCUGAAUACGAUGAUUGGUACAACACAGAUUCGGAAUUCGACUCAGUCUCGGAAUGCGGUGCCAAGAGACACAAGGUAGGGAUACAAUUGAAGAACGAAGCUUUGGAUCUGACCUGCGAAUGGACGGCGUGCACGUUUCGUAGCAAUCAUAUGGAUCAAUUUAUGAGACAUGUCUCGAGUCACAUACCAAACAUACAUAUAAGCAUGAAAGAUGACAAUGAAGUCUAUGCUUGUCAGUGGAAAGACUGUUCUUACUAUACUGAUGUAUGCGAUGAAAUAGUGCAGCAUGUUAAUUAUCAUGCUUAUCACACCAAGUUGAAAUGUAUUGGAUCUAAUGUUCGUGGAAGAACUAAACUUCCUAGAUGCCGUAGAGAUCCAGAAUGGAGGAACAUCAUAGAUUCACCAUCUCCGCACAUGUGUAGAUGGGAGGAAUGUUUGCAAAUGUUUAAAAAUUAUCAAAUGUAUCUGUAUCAUGUGACUAUACACAUGAAAGACUGUCCGCGUGGCAAUAGAGUUAAGGAUGGAGUUAAAUGCAAGUGGACUGGAUGCAAUGGCAAAUAUCCUAGUUUAUAUAAACUUCGUGAUCAUAUGAAGUGUCAUACCAAAGAAAAAAUAGUCGCAUGUCCCGACUGCGGUGCAACCUUUGCUUCUAAAACAAAAUUUCACACGCAUUGCCAGCGACAAAUUCCUUUGGAAGUACAGGGAUUCCAAUGUUCACACUGCAAUAAGUUUUAUCCCACUGAGAAAAUCCUACGUGAUCAUAUGAGAUCUCAUGUGUUUAAUUAUAAGUGUUCCCUUUGCGAUAUGAGCUGUGAAUCGCCAGCAAGUUUGGCGAAACAUGUCAGGUAUCGCCAUGUAUCGACUAGAACGUUUCCAUGUCAAUUGUGUUCACACGCUGCAAAAUCGCAACAAGAUCUCGAUUCUCACAUGACUGUCCAUACUAAUGGCCCGAAUUUUUCUUGCCACUUUGAAGGAUGCCUUUACACAUGCAAAGGAGCUUACACCUUGGAUAGGCAUGUAGAACGAGUACAUGGCUUAGCAGUGCGAUGGUACUGUUGUCACGAAUGUCCGAUUAAAUAUCGGAAAAGUUAUAGAUUGACCAAACAUCUUAUAGAAACCCAUCAAUUGCAAUUGCCAAGUGGACAUAAACGCUUCCAUUAUACACAGGACGAGGAUGGAUGUUAUAGACUUCAAAUGGUCAGAUAUGAGGCUGUGGAUGAAGAGAAUGAAUCGCUCGUUAAAGAAGCCAAAUUACCGGAUAAAAAAUACAAGUUAGAAUUGAAUCAAACUACAUCAUUAACAAAAGUAAAAAUUGUUGAAGAUAAUAUGGAAGAGGUAGAAACUGUACAAGAUUUGCAAGAAGAAAUAACUGAUAGUGAUGUUGGCAAAUCCAUGCCUGUUAUAUCGAAUAUUUUAAUAUCUAUUGACGAAGUCGAUGAAAAAGGAAAUAUUAUAAAAAGACAAAUUGUAGAAACGCAAGAAACAAAUGAGUUACCACCAUCUGAAGAACCGCCAUUAAUUUUAACAUAACAUAACUUGACAAUUCUAUAAUAAAAGAUAUAUUC